Labrus bergylta (ballan wrasse) is the source of this 1574-nucleotide messenger RNA. Its product is annotated as interleukin-17C. Gene Ontology annotation, biological process: inflammatory response. NCBI's taxonomy places the organism in Eukaryota, Metazoa, Chordata, Actinopteri, Labriformes, Labridae. Gene Ontology annotation, molecular function: cytokine activity. The record is from RefSeq and is a predicted model, not a curated record. Gene Ontology annotation, cellular component: extracellular region.
CUCAGAGGUGCAGAGAGAGCGUCAAAGGGAGGUAAAAAAAUAAAUCUGGAGAAUUUAAAGCUCUCAGGGAAUGCUGGUAUGACAUACCCGCCCUGUCCCGAGAUGGGGGCGGGGUUAAGAGAAGGCUUAUGUUUUUGUCUGAUUAGGAGGAAAUAACUUGUGUUCAGGAUUUCCCAGGUUUACACGUGUUGGGACUGUAAACAUAUAUAAACCGGGUAAAAUGGAGCUGGGUUCAGUCACCUUAAUUCUCGGUUCAGGAUGGCGUGGGUCAGCCUGCAGAUGAUCUCCAUCGGCUCUCUGCUCAUGCACACCGCCUCACAUGCCGCCGUCAGAGGCUCCAGAUGUACCCGUGAGGAUACGAUCAAAGACCGCUCAGACAAUUUAAUGAGACUCUACGAGAACAACCUGGAAGUCCUUAAGGAGCCGCCGCAGAGGACAUGCGCACAGGCCGCCACAGAGAUGCGCGGGAAGCUGAAGAACCGCGCCCUGUCCCCCUGGACGUACAGACUGAACAAGGACACGGAGAGGAUCCCUGCUGUGAUCGCCUUUGCAGACUGUCUCUGUGAACACUGCAUCCUGAAUGGACAAGAAGACUGGAACUACAACUCAGUGCAAGUGAACGCCUCGCUGCUCGUCUUCAGGAGGACUCGCUGUGGAGGAAACCGAUACAGACUGAGUAAAGACUUCAUCACCGUACCUGUGGCCUGCACCUGUGUGGUACCAAACUACAACAAAUAACACAACAUGAUACUUUAACCAAAAGGUCUCUGUGCUGGAGACGCUUAAGCUGUCUUUUCAUGUGCCAUUCGCACAGAUUUGUAAAAUGUUCCGAGGAUUUCUAAAAUGUUCACACAAAUGGCUAUGUAUACAUUUUUUUCCUUCAACCUUGGGGGUCUGCGUACUAUCGGGUAACAAAUUCCACUACACAAUAAGAAAGUUAAAAAAGAAGCUGUGGAGGUGCUUAAAAAAUGCAGUAGUCACAUAAAUUAAGGUAAAAAAAUCUACAAAAAAACAACUUAAAAACAGACACACUCUACCCUUGAUUUGCUUUGGAACACUAAAUGAUUAGAAAUGUUUAUUCAAAGGCAUCUCACACAUAAAAGCUCACAUAAAUACAGCCGUGAAGUGCUUCUUUUGAACAGUCUGCUUCUCAUUAAAUAAUUAAAUAAAACCGUACCGUGACCAUGCUAAGUCAUUAAAAAAACAUAUUUUCAGUCUGAUUUGCAUUAUAUUAAGAAGAUACAGCCACCUGUGAGUGAAGCCAAAAUAUUUAGAGCCUCCUCUGCUGACUGGCUGCAGUAUACGUCAUAAGCUCCGCCUCCUCCAUGUUAACAGACAGGACAUUAGUCAAACUAUUAAAUCAAAGUACACGUCAAAUACUUUUUGUCCAACCCCGGAUUCUGUCAUUAUAGUUAGUUACUAUCUUGCCGACUGAUGUCCAGGUGUUCAUUUCUCAGAGAAGUUUAGUUUCAAAACGUUAGUUGAUGCUAUAAAAAGGAGUAUGACAUCAUGAGCAGGUUUCUUUUUCUUUCCUGUGUAUCUCAACAGAGCUUCUACUGAAUGUACAACAUAAU